CCCUCCCCCAUCUUUCUCUGUCUGACCGCCCUGUUUACCCUCUAUGAUGGAGGGGUGAUGUUUUAGUUCGUCGGUCUUUUAAAGGUCUCGCGAUGAAUACCCCAGGAGGUUUCUCGUUUCCUCCUCCCCCGCCGCCGCCUCCGACCUCCCAGCAACCACAGCAAGGUCAGCAAUCCUACGGCCAGACCGGGGGGUAUUCCGCUCAGUAUGGAUCCAACUACAAUAAUGGUCAACGGGGUGGGCGUGGUGGUGGUGGACACAGAGGUCGUGGCAGAGGAUAUGGCAAUCGAGGAGGCCGCGGUGGGCAUUACAUGUCUCAGGCAGCAGCUCCGCCAUCGACCGGUUAUGCGCCGAUGAACUAUGCCGGUUAUCAGCCGCAGUCGAUGGGAUCUCCUUCACCCGGUAUGCCGACUCCGCAGUACAACGCCGCGACGCCGACACCCAGUUUCCAAAACGCUCGCAACCCGGCCAUCCCAUCUCCACAGCCCUACGCGCAGGCCCCUGCGGCCCACGCGGGACAGUAUUCGGCCCAGCCGGGCUAUGGGGCAGCGUAUACCUCGCCCAAUACACAGCCAGCAACUCCCUAUCACGCCAUGGCAACGAACCACCAUGCGGCCCCGGCGAUGCAAUCGCCGAUGAUGGGCCCACCCAUGCGCUGGGGGUUUGAACACCCGGCCCCAUUGCCGGGAGGCUUCCCCGGGAAUCAACGGGGGAACCACCGUGGAAACCAGCGAGGUCCACGGCAGGCAAAUGCCCACCCUCACCAUGCGGCAGCGGGCGGUAGACCAACGCACCAGCCCAACAAACGAGACCACAAUUCGGCCUUUGGGAAACCCCCGUCGGCAAAGCCCCGGAUCCCCGCCCCUCCCCCGGUUCCAAGCUUCGGAAGUCCUCUGCCUUCCAAGCCACCGCCCCCCGCAGACGCGACGCGGAAACCCAAGAAGAAGAAGAGAAAGCAUAACCAGCUAGGGUUGACCCCCAAGACGGAAGAGCACGAAUCUAGUGACGAGGAGGAUGACGCGGACGAGGAAUCGCGGCUUGCCUCGGGGGCCAGCGACGGGCCCGCCACGUUGCAGAUCAGUUACCGAGGACGGACGUCCACAUUGCAGAGCGCCGCAGACAUCGCGGCCUGGAUCGCAGAGCGGAAGAAAAAGUUCCCCACGCAGGCAAGAGUCGCCGAAAAGCAAAAGGUCAUGGACGAGGCAAAGAAAGCUCGUGAAGAAGUGCAACGACAGAACCAAGCACGAAAGCAGGAGGCGAGACAGCAGCAGAAGGACGCGCGUGCCCAGAAGACGCAUGAAAAGCAAAGCCGCGAGGAACCGGCAACCCCAGCUGGCGAUCCCAUCGAUGCAGCGGAGAAGGCCAAACAGAAGGCCGAUAAACUGCGGCGGAAGCUCAUGAAGGAGCAGAAACGGGUGGAGAAAGCGGAAGCAGACGCCGAACGGGCUCGGCUGCGCGUCGAGCAGUUGCAAAAGGGGGUCGCAAGCGGCCUCGAGAUGCGGGAAGAUGCAACCCAGCCGGGUGCUGGGACUAGAUUGGAUACGGACCGAGCCCCUCCCUCCGACGACAAUCCGGAGUCUACAAUCGGCGUGGGCACAGGGUCUCUUCCCCAGAGCGCAACCAGCAGUGGUGUAACCCCAGGGGUCCCCGACGAUGCGGAGUCCGUCAUAUCCUCCGACAGUUCCGACAGCGACGAUUGGACCUCCUCCAGUGGCUCCGAAGAGUCUUCCUCGGACUCGGAGGACAGCGAUGGUGAUUCCGCACCCGAACAAGCAACCUCACGCCGCGAGGGACCCGAGCGCGUACCUCCCCCGCCCCGUGAAGCCAAAAAGGCAGUAUGUCACAAUUUCGCACGCAGGGGGCACUGUAUACGCGGAAACAAGUGCAAAUAUUUACACGAGACGCCCGAACGCGGGGCGAAGCCAAAGCAACAGCCUGUCCCGGAGAAGCAAGGCCGGAAGGGACUGUUGCAGGCGCUUUUGGACCGUCAGAAAGGAGACGACGACCGGAAAGUCAUGGAGGCGAUCAUGUGGCUGGGAGAGAACGGCAAGCUGGACGCGCCGGAGGAGAAACAAGCAUCUCAGCCGGCUGUUGUUGACAAUAUCACUACCACCAACAGUAACGAUCCAGACCCUGGGGUUGGGCAGGUGGCUGAUGAACCUGGCCCUGAAACCGUCCCCAGUGCCAGUUCGGACACCCCCGCAGCUACUACCGUCUAGCUGGGUUUGGCGUAGAUAGAUAGUUUAUGCCUACAAAUAAUUACGUCGAUAUGAUUACG
Aspergillus campestris IBT 28561 is the source of this 2278-nucleotide messenger RNA. Its product is annotated as CCCH zinc finger protein. The coding region runs from base 93 to 2219 and encodes 708 amino acids. Gene Ontology annotation, cellular component: nucleus. The record is from RefSeq and is a predicted model, not a curated record. Gene Ontology annotation, molecular function: metal ion binding; RNA binding. NCBI's taxonomy places the organism in Eukaryota, Fungi, Ascomycota, Eurotiomycetes, Eurotiales, Aspergillaceae. The transcript has 2 exons. Gene Ontology annotation, biological process: box C/D snoRNP assembly.